AUGGUUCGAAGAAGUCGGUCGGACACCGCGCCGGCAUUAUAUCCCGUUCCCCGGUUGAUCCAGGAUGGCCAGGGCCGAUUGUACUAUUACUACCCGCAUGAAGAUGAUUCGGACGAAUUCCAGAGCGUUUCGGGAUCGUCCGAGGGCCGGGCGAGUUCCGGCUCCGAUAGCGACAACCGAGACCGCGUUGUCUUCCCGGGGACAUCUCGGACUAAGACAUACCGUCGUCCUCCCACCCCCCUGCCAUCCCUCGAAGUUACCCCCAGAAUGGACCCCAGGAUCGGUGUCCCGUCCCUCCUUCCCCUCGAUCGAGAGGCUUUAAGAAGCCCAGAUUUCUUCUCAGAAAUGGCGCUGAAUCCCGUUUCGUCCAUCUACAAGUAUAUCCUAUGGAUCGUCAACUUCCUCUUCUUCGUGUCCGGUGUCGUCAUCCUGGCCCUGGGGAUCUGGGCCAAGUCGGACCAGAGCUCCUUCAUGAAGAUGUUGGCGCUCUCCAAUCUCCCCGGGCUCGAUAAUUGGUUCAGCCCGUCGAUAUUGGACAAAGGAUCCUACGGAUUGAUUGCGAUCGGAGCGUUCAUCACCAUCAUCAGCUUUCUCGGUUGCUGCGGAGCCUGCUUGGAAUCUCGAGUCCUUCUCCUCAUCGCAGAGCAUCAGCUGCAGCUCUUCUUGCUGAACACCCUGCACAAGUACCCGACUCCAACGACGAAGAAUGACGUGACCGUGGCCUGGGACCGACUCAUGGUCGAUCUGAACUGCUGUGGGGUGUUCAACUACACAGAUUUCCGUCGAGAGAACCCAACGACGUGGACGACCGGACAAGCGGGCAGCACGCAGACGAGCAACGCGCUGCCGCUCGGGUGUUGCGUCAUGAAAGACAAAGGGAAGAUGAUCCCCGAGAGUACCUCCUGCCCCGACAAUCCAGGAACUGGAUCCUUCUAUCAAGAUGGAUGCUUGAUGAAGAUGAGAGAAUGGCUGGACCGGAAUUCCAUCAUCAUCGGUGGGGUGGGGGCCGCAAUAGCCAUCUUUCAGAUCUUCGGUAUCAUCGUCUCAUGCUGCCUCUGUCACAAUUUCUCGUCUGUCAAGCCCUUGUAAAUCGAUCUUUCCUCUCCUUGUGCCCCUCCCUUCCUUCUUUCCGACCGAAUACUAUCGGAUUCCCUUCUUGAAUCGGCUCCUGUGCCUUUUUUCGUUAUCGUCGGAAUACCCUUUCAAAUACGCUUAACCCUAUUCGGGAACCGAAACUAUCUGGGCAUUUGGAACUUCUCUGCUCUCUCUCGUUUGAUUAUUUUGAAGCCCAUCUUCGGUGGGAAAUGGUGUGAUCCUGUUGUCCACAUCGGAGUGUGAAGCCUAGUCCUCAUUUCAUGCGCCCCCGUGCGAGUGAGAAUGUAUCUGUAUGCGAUCGUGAAAAGGUCGAAUGAGUUUUUUUUUUUUAGACUAGAGCCCGUUCGUGAUGGGGAAUCUCGUGCGCGUUGCGAAAAUAGCCUAAUAUGUGUUUAUGAAGUUUAUUCCUACAAGUUCAGACGAUACUUGUGAUAUAUUUCUUAGGACAUUUCACUUUGGUUCACACUGAGGAUCGCUACACUCUUUGUUCGCUACACUUCACCGUAUAAUUACGAUAAAUUGUUCAAAUGGAAUUGAGGACAUGAGAGAAUGAGAUGUGAUUGAUGUUCGUGGUCGUAUGUUUUGGGGCUUAAUCCCUCACCUUUUCUCAAUAUCCAGUUAUUGUUUUUGUUUUGAUCCCUUGGCAUUAUUCGUGGAAGAUGUAUAGAGUCAUUUCGAUGUCUCAGAACCUGUGAUGCACGCUCAAGAGUUUGGGCCCUGCAACACCGUCGAGUUUCCGUUCAAAGAUCUGAAUAGAAUUUUGGGACGCUGCCACUCGUGAUGGCAGGAGACGGGCGAAAAACCGGCGAAAUGUCCGGCGAAACAUCCGGCGAUCGGAUUCCAGCGAGUUCCGCGUGAAAAGUCGGAAAAGAAACGUUUGAUCGGCAGGCCCUCGAGGAGAGGAUUAGAAGAAGGCAUUUGCACGCACACGCACACGCACACAGACGUGGAUCGGGAACCAAAAGAUCUCCCCGAGAAUCAGGGUUCGAUGUGUUCCCUUUUUCUCGAUGGCUUUUCGAGGCGGAAAUAGUACAACCUCUUGCCACACGUUCUGUAUACUGUGUAGACCAUCCUCGGGGAAUAAAGUAUUUUGUUACCCAGGCA
Molecule: messenger RNA, 2199 nt
Organism: Darwinula stevensoni
Lineage: Eukaryota; Metazoa; Arthropoda; Ostracoda; Podocopida; Darwinulidae
Source: the annotation of a GenBank genome assembly